Molecule: messenger RNA, 951 nt
Organism: Symbiodinium necroappetens
Lineage: Eukaryota; Dinophyceae; Suessiales; Symbiodiniaceae
Source: the annotation of a GenBank genome assembly
AUGCAAUCCCUCAACCCAGGGCAUGGGCCUGCAACCACGGCGUGGGCGCAUUCGGCCUUUAACAAGAAGGAUCGUAUUCUGCUGGAUGCCAUCUCCAAGGAGGUGAUGCAAAGGUUAUACGAGAUAGAGCCCCAAUCCUUGGGCAUCCUGGCGGAUGCCCAGCUGGGGUGUCAGCCGCAACUGGAACAGGCACUGCGCCCAUUUGCACAAAGGUUCGCUGACCUCAUGCCGCGAGGGCUGGACGACUCCACCAUGACCACGUUCAUGCAACUUGUGCGGGAAAUCCGCGUGGACAACUUUGGUGCAUGGGGUACUCGGCACGUCUUCCAACAGAUGGGGUUGGCGUCGCCCACACAAGACUUCUUGGACCGGGCACAAGGGGAGAUUCUGCAGGCUGGCGCUGCGGUUGGGGCGGACGAAGGCGCGGUCGCGGCAGUCGCGGAGACAACCGGCCUGGUUCAUGCUGGGGAUGCAAAGGUUCACAUGGUGUUCCAUGCUGCCGAGCUGAUGCGGUUCUCGGUGGCAGGCUUAAUGGAGGACUCCGAGUUGCUCAAGGCAUUGCGCGGGGCAAAGCCUGGAUGGACCCAGCAGGAUCUGGUAGCUGUUCAGCGGAAGCUGACCAAGGUUGGCAUCCGGAGUCCAGAGGAGCUUUCAAGCUCUUUGAGCAGCCUGAACGAGCUGCUGCAAGGCGCAGGGUUCCUGAAGUUCAGCGCCGACACCCUGCAAGCGUUGCGAGAACGGCUGCCACAAAUUGACAGUGGCACGCAACCCAGCCUGUUCGACUUGCAACAAGGUUGGCACCAUCCUCGAAAUGGCUAUCCGGCCGGCGGCUUCGGACGUACGAAGGGUGCCAUGGGUGGCAAGGUGGGCUUCGGUGGGCCAAAUCCCAACAGCGUCUUCAAACACGCGCAGCAGAAAGAGGCCCCUCUUUGCGAGGACAACCUGUGGAAG